Molecule: messenger RNA, 5574 nt
Organism: Diceros bicornis minor
Lineage: Eukaryota; Metazoa; Chordata; Mammalia; Perissodactyla; Rhinocerotidae
Gene: TENT5C
Product: terminal nucleotidyltransferase 5C
Exons: 2
Coding region: 115-1296 (393 amino acids)
Biological process (GO): mRNA stabilization
Molecular function (GO): RNA binding; poly(A) RNA polymerase activity
Source: RefSeq, a predicted model, not a curated record
GCCUGGGGGCUGUGGUGACUGCGCUGGCCCUGCUGGGGGCUGCCCACGCCAAGGACCUGCCUCUGUCGUCUCCUCUUCCGCCGCCCAGUUCCCCCGGCAAGAACAUCCCCUAGGAUGGCGGAGGAGAGCAGCAGUGCCAGUACCAGGGACUGCAUGUCCUUCAGCGUGCUCACCUGGGAUCAGGUGAGCCGGCUGCAUGAGGUCUUGACCGAGGUCGUGCCCAUCCACGGACGAGGCAACUUUCCAACCUUGGAGAUAACUCUGAAGGACAUCGUCCAGACUGUCCGCAGCCAGCUGGAGGAGGCAGGCAUCAAAGUGCGGGACGUCCGGCUGAAUGGCUCUGCAGCUGGCCACGUCUUGGUCAAAGACAACGGCUUGGGUUGCAAAGACCUGGACCUAAUCUUUCACGUGGCUCUUCCCACAGAGGCAGAAUUUCAACUGGUCAGAGAUGUGGUUCUGUGCUCCCUUCUGAACUUCCUGCCAGAGGGUGUGAACAAGCUCAAAAUCAGUCCAGUUACCCUGAAGGAGGCUUAUGUCCAGAAGCUGGUGAAGGUCUGCACCGACACUGACCGCUGGAGCCUGAUCUCCCUCUCCAACAAGAACGGGAGGAAUGUGGAGCUGAAAUUCGUCGACUCCAUCCGGCGUCAGUUUGAGUUUAGCGUGGACUCUUUUCAAAUCAUCCUGGAUUCUUUGCUCUUUUUCUAUGACUGCUCCAGUAACCCCAUCUCUGAGCACCUCCACCCCACGGUGAUUGGGGAGAGCAUGUACGGGGACUUUGAGGAAGCCUUCGACCACCUGCAGAACAGACUGAUCGCCACUAAGAACCCUGAGGAGAUCAGGGGCGGGGGACUGCUCAAGUACAGCAACCUUCUCGUGCGGGACUUCAGGCCCACAGACCAGGAAGAAAUCAAAACUCUGGAGCGUUACAUGUGCUCUAGGUUUUUCAUCGACUUCCCGGACAUCCUCGAGCAGCAAAGGAAGUUGGAGACCUACCUUCAAAACCACUUUGCCGAGGAAGAGAGGAGCAAGUACGACUACCUCAUGAUCCUUCGCAGGGUAGUGAAUGAGAGCACCGUGUGCCUCAUGGGGCACGAACGGAGGCAGACCCUGAACCUCAUCUCCCUCCUGGCCUUGCGUGUGCUGGCAGAACAAAACAUCAUCCCCAAUGCCACCAACGUCACCUGUUACUACCAGCCAGCUCCCUAUGUCAGUGAUGGCAACUUCAACAACUACUACGUUGCCCAUCCUCCAGUUACCUACAGCCAGCCGUACCCUACCUGGCUGCCCUGUAACUAACCUUGAGACCUGAGGGUUUCCACAGUGGGAACCCCAAUAGGGCAAGGGCUCUCAGGUAGGGGAGCCUCCUUUUAGAUGUAGGUGUUUGGCUUUUAAAGGGGAACUCAGCUCUGAUUCUGCUUUUUUUUCCUUUGUGUACCCAUUGGAUGGGUCUACAGUAUAUCAUGAGCCAACCCUGAAGGGCCCCGUUAUUCCAGUGCCACUUUGGAAAAUGCUAUAGGAAGUAUGACCUAUCCACAUCUUUCCAAGAUAGACACUAACAUGUCAUGUCCCAAACAUCAGCACAGUUGGAUUUGAGCUCUGUGCAAUGAUUGAGACUGGGGAAACGCUUGGGCAGGGUAUGAGAAGUAUUAAGCUACCUGUCUUCUCACUUGAGCCUGGAGUAGGCUGUGUGGGCCCUCGCUUGGGAUUCUCUGCAGUUACGUGGAAGUUGUGCUGAUAGUCUAUUUUCUUGUAUCAAUUUCAGUCAGGCAGUAAAUGAUAAACAUGAGGGUGCUCUUGUGACUUAAUUUUUGUUCGAGGACUAAAUUGCUUAUGUUUAUUCCCUGUCAGCAGAGCUGAGGAUUUCUUGCAUCAAUAAACCAAAGCCAGUAGCUGGAGACUGAGAUCUGGUUGGAAGUGGUUCCUGGUUUAAAUGCUGUGCUAUCAUGAGGAGUUGUGAGAUAUUGCUGAGAAAAAAAAUGAUCUUUUCUUGAAAUGUAACUUGAAAACAAAAUAAAAUGUGGAACAUAAUGUUAAAGUAGAAUUCUAGUGGUGGUGGUGGUGGUGGUGGAGUGAUUGUAAAUAGGAAACAUGAAUGUUCGAUUUUUUUUUUUCUUUAAGGAAUUCUUAUUGAAUGACACUUUUUUUUCCUUCAUCAUCUCAUCACUUUUGUUUUGCUCUUCCCAAGACUAAGGAUUGUGCUGAGUCUACAGUCGUUGUGGUAACUGACGUGAGGGUCUUCCCGUGUUUUUAAUUGGAAACCCAAUUUGGUCACAUUCCAAGUAUGACAAGCUGUUUUUCUGGAUUACUUUGGCUGAUUUUUUGUUUUUCUUUUGUCAAAAAUAGUGAUUCCCUUCUCUAAGUUUUUUUUGACAGCAAAUCAAUUCAGGAAUUUCAGUAAGACUGAGUGACCUAUGGGAUGAUCUGCUGUUGUGGGCAGAGUUCUUUGGCUUAAAAUUGCUACAGAAUCGAACCUGGUGUCCCCGUGCUGUGUGUGAGGUAGAGGUUUAGCGUUCAGUCCAGUCUCAUGUGCAUCGGAACUACCGAGGCACCUUGCAAUGAUCAAUUCUGGUGUAUUUGGGGAAGAAUGGAGUGAUUGAAGAAGAAUCUUCCUUAUUCUGGUGGAUUUGACCAACUUGUUUAUAUUCUGCACUUUAGAAGGAAAACAGUGUUAAUCUCUAGUCUAAAGCAAGCUUAGUAAAUGGGAGAGUUCUAGGCUACUGUUGCUUUAACAGUAGGUUUAGAUAAGGGAUUUUGUCUUUUGCAACUUUUUGUGGGAUCUAUUAGAUAGCAUCACUUUAGAGGAUCAAGGGCAAAGAAGCUCAGUAUUGCCAGCCAGCUUGGUUUCUAAUGUGAUUCAGUCAAAGCCGUGCACCUGAUUUGUGCUUUCUCCUGUAGCCAUAAAAAUCUCAAGCCCUGAGUGAUUGCUCUCUCCUUGCUUUAAGCAAUGAAUUUUACCUUAAUGCAGAAAUGCUUAGUAGAAAAUGAGUGGUUUACCUUUUUCUAAAGAUUAUAUUUUCAGGUUUUUUCUGGAAUGUGAUGUCUUGGUCCUCCUGAAAGCAGAUGUGGCUUAGCUGGUGUCCAUGUUGUGCUGCAUUAGGUGAAUAGAAGCCACUUCUUGGUGUAACCAGCUCCUGUUUCCCUGUGAGCCAUAGUUAUAUUUGAAUUCAUUGGCUUUGAGUCAAGUCUGAUUCUGCAUUGAGGGGGACCCCAGGGUGCUUCAGUGUUAAAAGGGGGGCAAUGAAGAGUGAAUCCCAGCUUUAAAAACUGUGUGGUCAUCCAUGACCUUAAAAGGCUGCCACUGUGGUCAGAUGGCAACACGUUUGCACAAAAAUGACAGAUCUGUUUAACUAAAGCUUUGAAAUGUGAUGAAGCCGCCAACAUAAGGACUUACUACAGAAGUCAGUAUUGCUUCUACUAGAAGGCUUGGGGACCAGGGUAAUGAGGCUCCAGGUGAAGAUAGGAUCAGAACCACAUCAAGUAAUUAAAUUUCCAGUUUGUCCUUGGAGUUCUUUCUGCUAUGUUUUUUUCCUGUAUGGUACUAGUUAUCCUUUGAGGAUGAAGGGAGGCACAGAAGUUGCUAGAAAUUCCCAACCCCCCAGUUCUUUACCACCAUUGCAUGAUGGCCAUCUUGGUAGAGUCUCUUCACCUGAAGUUCUUAGUCAGCCCAGCUAUAUUGGAGUUUGAGAGUAGACAUGUGUUCUAGAACCAUCAGAGUAAAAAGAUGUACACCAAAGCUGUAGUUUUAAAACACCACCCUGGUGUAGUGGUGUCUCCACCUGCUCUGUGAGCCUUUUGCGUGCCUCAGAGUGGACCAGGUAACCUUGAAUCUCAGGUGUCUGGAAAUUCUAGCUGAAAGCUGCCCUUCAUGCUGCUCACAUAAGCACCAGGUACUCUGAACUUGUACUGAGUCCAGUGGUUCCUCUUUUUUGUGUGUGUUGAGUAACAUGAAACUUGGCAGUGGCCAAGGGCACUAAAGUUCAAGUGCAAGUUUUGAUAUAAAUUAAGCAGUCUCAUUUGCUUUAGGACUCUGAACAGUUUGCUGAUGCUUUCUGCAAGUACGCGGCUUGUUACCCCAGCCUGCUUCUUGGAAUCGGGUUGAGCAGCAGUGAGAUUACAACAGUACCUUUUUGCCUUGUUUUGGCAGAAGGGUACACACUGAAUUCCUGGCCUUGAGCUUCAGUCUCCCCCUUAAAUCUUACCUUGGCAGUAAGACACUAUUCCUUACUCAGUAACUUCAACUCUGAAACUAAACUCUAUAUCACUAACACCUUCAAAUCAGGGUUCCUGCUGGCGCAUGUGGGAUGUGGCAUGGCCCGCCCUUUGGAGGACCUGGCAGAUGGGGAGAAUCGGGUAGGAAAGGUGCUGGGGUCCUGACAUGUGUUAACAGAUGUGGUUUGGCAUUCAAGUUUUGUUUUCCCAGUUUGAUUUUUCCCUGGGAAUUUGAGUCACUGUGAGCUGUGUGUGAACCUGUGUUUUGUGGUGAUGUGUUAAUAAAGUGCUAAAUCCCCAAAUCUGCUUGUCCUUCAGCCUCCCCACUGGGCCCAUUACCUUCAUGGUAGGUUAGGAUUUUAACUAGUACUGCAUUGUUACCUUUGGGAAAUGGUGCCACUCAAAAGCAACUUUCUAACUGGAGGAAUACCUCCUUUCUAGUUAACUUUCUGGUACUGGUGCUGUGUUUUAGGAUACAGCUGGAUUCUGAGCUCAAACGUCCUCUUCCAGAGAAUAAAUGAUAGUUAUCCGGUUGUGAGAAGAGACCCUGAUGCUCACCGGGGCCAUUACUUCCUGGGUAUCUGAUGGGGCUCACGCUAGGCAGAACCCUUUGAGUGGCUUCUGUAAGGUGAAAGAACUUCCAGUUGCCAAGGUUAGAUUCGUAUCCUGAAUCUGGCAGAGAGCGGAAUGUCACAGCUGACUUUGGAACAUAUUCUAGUGGAUCCAGUUUCAUUCAGAGGACCAAGGGAGGUGUGUAGGGGGAUGUAUUUAAAAAGACCUGGCAACUUUUUAGCAUUAUUUGUGGAGACUUCCAAGGUGAGGAUCAGGAAAAAAAAUGCUUUUUUGUGAGUUCAAGUUCUAAAUCUUAUUUACCUGUCACUUUUAAAAAAAUAGUUUAAGUGUAAGCAAAAGAAAACGCUUGGAGUUUUGCCUGGGCUAAUAAGAGUUGGUGCAAAUUGUCAUGUGCGUUUGCAUAGGAAGUUGAGAAGACCAUCUACUAAAGAGGAAGUCGUUAAACAAUUUCAAUCUGUGGGCAUUUUAAAACUCAAGCCAUCUGGUCUCUCUCUCUCUUUUUUUUAUUGGAUUAAAAAAAUAGCUGCUUUAGGAAAAUUGGGUUUUUAUCCAUUAAUUUCCAAAUUAAUGUUGAUGAAAAGUAAGAUACUCAUUAGACUAAAUUGGAAGCUUUUUUGUUCUAUAUUUGUUCUAUAGUGGUGGCUAGGAUAUGUGAGGUUUCCUCUUGGGUGUGAUGGUCACUGACCUUCUUAUGUGAUGCAAGUGAAAUCAUUUGUCAACAGAAAAUGUGUUAGAACUUGAUGAAAUAAAGCUUUGAGUGUGAGAAAUAAAGAUCUAUUUAAAAAAAGAAAA